Molecule: messenger RNA, 759 nt
Organism: Trifolium pratense (red clover)
Lineage: Eukaryota; Viridiplantae; Streptophyta; Magnoliopsida; Fabales; Fabaceae
Exons: 2
Coding region: 1-759 (252 amino acids)
Source: RefSeq, a predicted model, not a curated record
AUGUCAGUUUUAGUUAACGGGAGUCCUACAGAAGAUUUCUCGGUUGGUAAAGGAUUGAGGCAUGGUGAUCCGCUAUCCCCUUUCCUUUUCUUAAUAGCAGCUGAAGGACUCACGUGUUUGAUGCAGAAAGCAAUGGAUAUCGGUAGUUUCCACAGUUACAAGGUGGUUUGUGAAGGUAGAGGACAAUCAAUUUGGUGGCGUGAUUUAUUGAAGAUAGGGAGAGAAGACAAUGGCGACUGGUUCCGAUCAAAUAUAAGGAACGUGCUGGGACAAGGGAAUGCAAUUCGAUUUUGGAAAGACAAGUGGUAUGGACCUGAUUGUUUGAGGGAUUUAUAUCCAACUUUAUAUAUUAAAACUUCUAUGCCAAAUUGUUUUAUAGCAGACACAUGUUUUGAACAUAAUGGAAAAUGGUUUUGGAAUGUUUGUUGGGCUGAAACAUUGUCUUCCACCGAGUCAGAAGAAGCAGCAGAGUUAUUAUAUUUGUUGGCCGAUGUUAGUCCUAAGCAGGACAAAAUGGAUAGCAUGAGAUGGAUACCGGAUCAUAGUGGUAAUUUUUCUGUGAAUUCGGCAUAUAAAUUCGUUCUAAAUAGUGUUGAAUCAACUAUAGUAGAUGUGAAUGUUGUGCAUGCUUUGAAUCAGUUAUGGGUGAAUGAUGUUCCAUCAAAAGUAAAUAUUUUUGGAUGGAGGUUAUUAUUAGAAAGAUUACCGACCCCUAUGGCUUUGGCAAGGAAAGAGAUUAUUGUUAAUCAUCGUGAAUGA